Molecule: messenger RNA, 666 nt
Organism: Triticum turgidum subsp. durum (durum wheat)
Lineage: Eukaryota; Viridiplantae; Streptophyta; Magnoliopsida; Poales; Poaceae
Source: the annotation of a GenBank genome assembly
AUGGCAUGGCAGGCCUGGCCACUCGGAUUCCGAGAAUCUGGUCUGCAAGUGGCGCCGAAAAUCCGUGUCAGUGCCGUGAAGAACUACCAAAACGUCCCGGCAAUGCAAAAGUACCACAGUGAGCUGAAGAAGGCGCUGGCGCCGAGGACGGGGCUGCAGCCGUCGGAGCAGCUGCUGACGUACAAGGGGCGGGAGCGGAAGAACUCGGAGUUCCUGGACAGGUUCGGCGUCAAGAACAAGUCCAAGCUGGUGGUCUCCGAGGAUCCGGCGAGCCUGGAGCGGCGCUACAUCGAGCGGCAGCGGAACGCCAGGAUCCAGAACGCCAACCGCGCCAUCGGCGCCAUCGCCCUCGAGCUCGACAAGCUCGCCGAUCAGGUGACGAGCAUCGAGAAGUCGGUGUCCGGCGGGAGCAAGGUGGCGGAGGUGCAGAUCACGACGCUGAUCGAGCUGCUGAUGCGGCACGCGGUGAAGCUGGAGAGCAUACCUGCCGACGCCGACACCUCCUCGCAGAAGAACCUCCAGGCGAAGCGGGUGCAGAAGUGCGUGGAGGCGCUGGACGUCCUCAAGGUGUCCAACGCGCGGCUGCAGACGGUGGUGGUGACCACCAAGUGGGAGACGUUCGACAACAGCCCCCCGGUCACCACCAAGUGGGAGAUCUUCGACUGA